GCGCCCCGUCAGGUUAGAAAAAAAUGGCGGCCUCAGUAGAGAAUUUGGGCGCCGCUUGGAGCACAGUAACUGCCGGUCUACUGCCGUGCCGGGGACAGGCAAAGAAGCCCCCGACAGAUGAUGUGUUGAAGUCAGCCAUCACGGUUCUGGACCAGCAUGGGGUGGCUUUCAUCAUAGAGGAGUGGUUCCUGGAGUCCAUGCAGUCCGACCUGCGCGAGAACAUCGGACCAAAGUUCUGGAAUCAUUUCAGUGCAGAGAGCAACGGGCCUAAACAACAUGGAGCUGACGGUACUCUGGUCACUGCCUUUCGCGAGCUCCACGCAAGUUUGUCGUCGUACCUCCCGAGUGUGGACGUCUUGGAGAGACUGCGGCAGGAAGGAGCCAAGCAGAGUCUUAAAGACAAAGUCCUGCUGAUCUUCAAGGCUCUGUUGUUCUACGACAUUCCGCUGAAGUUCCACGGGGUGGUGAAGGAGUUCUACAGCUGUGCCUUCAAGGCUUGUGAAGAGGAGCUGCGUAAGAAUGAGAAGACGUCCCCAGAUGAGGCUGGACCAGAGGAGGAGGAGGAAGAGGAGGAGGAGAGUCUGACAUGUGGAGGAUGUGAACAGGAGAAGGAUCGCUGCUCCUGCACAGAAACUCUCACUCUGUUUCACCAACUCAACACUCAGCUGCACAGUUUAGGCCUGCUGGAGCGGGUAUGUGGGGAGGCCGUAACAGCCAUCAUCCAUGACCGAAUACAGCAGCACAUUCAGAACACAUGUCAGGGCGAAUUCGAGUCACAGUUUCUACACCCUCUCGAAAAGUGGUUGACCAGUAAGGUGGUGAGCUGGCUGCACCUUGUGUUUAAGGGCUCACCUGGGCAGGCAGGUGAGCGGGAGGUCAGCGCCAAGACACAGGAGUCACUGGACAGGUGGCAGACAAGACUGCUCUACUUCUUAUACCAGACUUACGGCACUUUGCGGAUCUCAGAGAUGUUUGACAUCAUCGUGGAGUUUCCUGACAGCAUGUCUGCGCUGGAGGACCUGAAGGUCUGUCUGGAGAAAACUGACCUGCGACAGGCACUGGUCUCAUCUCUACGGUCUGCCAUCGGCAGGAGGCUGCUGCAGCCUGGUGCGACCACCUCAGACGUGCUGAGUCAGUACAUCCUGCUGGUGAAGUCACUGCGAGUGUUGGACCCCACAGGUGUACUACUGGAGCUGGUCGGGGACAGGAUCAGGCACUACCUCAGAACCCGUGAUGACACAGUGCGUAAGAUCGUGGAAGGUCUCACUGAAGACGAGGGGGGUUCAGACCUGGCGGAUGAGCUGAUGAAGGGAGAUCCCAUUACUCUGGAGGAGGGGGUAGAGGAGGAGGGGGACGACCCCUGGGCCUGGACCAAGUGGGAACCUGACCCCAUUGACGCCGAUCCAUCUAAGACGUCGAAGAGCCGGCGGUCGCCAGACAUCAUCAGCCUGCUGAUCAGCAUCUACGGCUCCAAGGAGCUGUUCAUCAAGGAGUACCAGUCUGUCCUCUGUAACCGCAUCCUGUCCUUCAACUACGACCUCACCCGAGAACUCCGCAACCUCGAGCUGCUCAAGCUGCGCUUCGGCGAGAGCCAGCUGGGCAACUGUGAGGUCAUGCUCAAGGAUGUCCAGGACUCGAAGCGCGUGAACGACUUGAUCAAGUCAGAGAAUCUGAUGGGCGUGGCGGUGUCCGGGAUGAUCAUCUCUGCCCAGUACUGGCCGCAGCUGAAGGAGACCAAACUAACGCUGCCGCCGUCUGUACAGCAGAGGUUUGACAGCUACACACAGGCCUUCCAGACAGUUAAGGCGAGCCGCACCCUGAACUGGUUACCACAGAUGGGCCUGGUUGACCUUGACAUAGAGCUGAAGAACAGACGACUGUCUGUCAUGGUCAACCCUGUGGUGGCCACCAUCAUCAUGCACUUCCAGGACAAGGAGCGAUGGACGCUGGACGAGUUAAGCACAGCAAUGCAGGUUCCGUCCUCGGUCCUCCGCAGGAGAAUCACCUUCUGGCAGAACUACGGCCUCAUCAGGGAGAACCCGCCGGGCACCUAUGUGCUCCUGGAGGAGGGUGCUGAUCACCAUGGCGAUGUGAUGAUUGACAGUGACGAGGAGACGGAGUCGGCCACGGCCUCGUCACAGGAGAUGAGGGAGGAAGAGAUGCAGAUGUUCUGGGUGUAUGUACAAGGCAUGCUGACAAACCUGGACAGUUUACCGCUGGAGAGAAUCCACUCCAUGCUGAAGAUGUUUGCCAUGAGAGACAAUCCCAUAGAAAUCACACUACAGGAGCUCAAGGCCUUCCUGGACAGUAAAGUCAGAUCACAGCAUCUGCUGCUCUCUGGGGGAAAGUACAAGCUGCCUAAAAACAGGUGAGCAGUGCAGCAGUGACACCUAUCAGGCCAGGCAAUAACUGCAGAGAAUACCUUACAGUAUACUUGUCAUUGUAUAUCAGGUUCGAAUUUCUGGACAGUCAAGUCAGAUCACAGCAUCAGUUGCUUUCUGGGGGAAAGUACAAGCUGCCUAAAAUCAGGUGAGCAGUGCAGUAGUGCCAAAUACCAGGCCAGGCAAUAACUGCAGAGACUACCCUACAGAACACUUGUAAUUGAAUACCAGGUUCAAAUACAAUGUAUAUGAGCAGUCAAGGCCAGGUCACAGCAUCUGCUGCUUUCUGGUGGAAAGUACAAGCUGCCUAAAAACAGGUGAGCAGUGCAGUGAUGCCAUCUUGCAGCUAAAACAGGAACUGCAGAGACUAGCUGACAGAAUAGUUGAAUAUCACUUUUGAACUUGGAUAUUUGAACAGUGAGGACAGGUCAUAGCAGCUCUUUGUUUUUUUUGGAGAAAGUACAAGCUGCCUAAAAACAGAUGAGCAGUGUAGUAGUGCCAUCUUGUGGAUUUGACAGGAGCUGCAGAACUGCAUUAAAAUACAUGUAUUGAACAUAAAUAAACGAAUAGAUGGUCAAAACUAUAAAUCGGAGAAUCAAACUGAAGUGAGACACAUUAAAUUCCAGGUUCAAGUUUAUUUGAAAGUUUGUGUAUAUGUACAUAAGAUGUAUAAAAUCAUGUUGCAACAAUGUUGCCAUAUGCUUGUAGUGACUGAGCAUGCAACAGUAUAUGGUAGAAAACUGGCAGUACAUAUAUCUGUAUAUCACUUGAUCCUGAAUAAAAAAUACAUUGCAGAAAUCUUGCAAUAAUCUGACAUGAUGCUUGAUUCUUCAUCUCCCUUGCCAGUCCAGAAUUGUUAACUUCUUGAAAAAGAACUUGGCAAAAUGACAGAAAUGAGGGUGACGGUACAAAAUUAUUGUUUUCCACAUUAUUUUAUAGCAUGAAGUAUUCCACUUGUACAAAAUGUAGUUGAGCGUGUUAUACUAUAUAUCAUGUUAUCUUACUCUCUCUAAGUGCUGAGUGCUAAUCACUGAGCAGAGAAGCAGUAUUUACCAUUUUUCAAGUCUUAAAAGUUUGGUAUGACACAGCUAGAGUUUGAAUCCCAUAUUGCAAAGAGAAGACACAUUGCACCAGUGUCCAAAGUUAUAAACUACCGGUAAAUGCGACACCAAAAAAGUUUUUCAUCCUCUUUCUAUAUUCUAAAACACAAUAAGGCACCAUGUACAGCAUUUAUUUGCUAUUUUUUUCACAUCUCAUCUUGACUUACUGGCCAAAAACAUUUUCCAUUUUUUAUGUACAAUGUAAUCAUGAAAACAUGAUUGGAUUGGCAUCAUUUAAAAAUUUUCCAUGGAAGUAUUUCUCAAAUGUUGAUUUUCAAAGAAAGAAUGUACUCUAUGGUACAUUUUAUUUUUGCAUAGCAAUUUAUGUAAGUCAUCUGUUGCAGAUAGUAUAUACAAAGCUGGGAGAACCCAUUAGCAAUUAUGACUGGUUCGCUGUGCACUGAAGCUAGGCCGUUGUUAACAAGUGGUUUUGGAUUAAGAACUUUGCCUUUUAAUUAUUCACCAGCCUGAUGAAAUUAUUUAUGGAAUUAAGGCCACACCAAUUUAAUUUGUUGGUUCUCGGAUUCGCCUCUUCGUUUUUU
This is a messenger RNA of Branchiostoma belcheri (Belcher's lancelet), 4023 nucleotides long. RefSeq names its product anaphase-promoting complex subunit 2-like. Bases 24 to 2372 code for a protein of 782 amino acids. Gene Ontology annotation, molecular function: ubiquitin protein ligase binding. Gene Ontology annotation, cellular component: anaphase-promoting complex. The transcript has 15 exons. Gene Ontology annotation, biological process: ubiquitin-dependent protein catabolic process. NCBI's taxonomy places the organism in Eukaryota, Metazoa, Chordata, Leptocardii, Amphioxiformes, Branchiostomatidae. The record is from RefSeq and is a predicted model, not a curated record.